AUGAAGACACUAUGCAUCAUAGUACUGUCAUUAUGUAGUCUAGUCUCUGCCAGCCUAUUCUCCUCAAGCGAUGUCUACAUAUCUUCAAAUCCAGUUUUGAUAUACUCGAAUGGUUCAGUCAUCAAUCUACAAAAUACAGUGCUUCAUCAGAAAGAUUACAAGUCUGGCAUUGUGCCGUUUGAAAAUCUAACAGCGCCCGAUACGUCAGGACUUGAAGGAACGCUGUACGAUAGAGGCUAUUCAUGCCAAUUAAAUGCAUCUUUCACUGUGAGACCACCGUCUGUUUCAUUCUUACCAAGUAAAAUUGCACUGGUGAAGAAAGGUGGAGGGUGUAAUUUCUAUGAAAAGGUGUACUAUUCAGAGUUGGAUGGUGCCAAAGGUGUCAUAAUCUACGAUGAUAUUCCAUUCAGAGAUGAUGAUACCUCAGGAUCCAUGAAAAUCAUCAAAGGAAACCUCACUAUCAGCAUGUACUAUGUAGACUUGAACAUUGGGCUGGAACUGCUCAGCUUACUUGAAUACACAUCAUCUCAGCCUAUCAAUACAACAUUUGACAAUUCGUCUACUUUUCAACCUGCUAUAAACCUCGUGAUGCAUCCUGCUGUUGGUGGCUUCCCUAGUGCUUGGGAAUUCACAUUGAUCAUAGUGGUUGCAUUAUUAGCCAUCAGUUUUCUAGCUUCAGUUGGUAUGCACUGGCAUCUUUGGCGCAUCAGACGUCGUCAACGUGCCUUAUUCGAAAAUGGUCUAUUGGAAACUGCCAACAUCCAGCAAGUUCAGAAAAGAACAAUUGAUCCUGCAUCCUUAUCCUUAUUUCCUACCCGAAUUAUUGGAGAUGAACCGAACUUGGAAUUGUCUCGUGUAGAGUCUACUCGGUCAACAAAGGCUUUAGAAAAUGCUGAAUUACUAUCAUCAUCAAUUGUCAUACCCAUUGCUACACCAACUCUAACAGCCAAUGCCACGAGCAGCAGCACGACUACACCCGCAGCAGCUCGAAGCGAUGAAUUUGACGAUGCUUGUGUCAUUUGUUUGGACGAAUUUGCCUUGGGAGAUCAAGUUCGCAAACUGCCGUGUGGCCAUGAGUACCAUUGUGAAUGUAUAGAUCCAUGGCUGACCAUAAAAUCUGCUUCGUGUCCAUUAUGCAAACAUGAUUGUGCCUUGGAUGUGCCAAAAACGGAAGCAGAUGAAGAUGAGUUGGAACAAGCAGAGAGACGCUUCUCUGAAAAUACUGACAAUCCUGAGCGAGACACCCUCCCACCUACGUCGACGCCAUCACCACCUCCUCCAUCGUAUCAUUCCUUUUUCUCGUCACUGAGAUCCAGCCAUAAUGGGUCGCCCUCAAGUGCCUUUGGUCCUACCAUCAGUGCCGAUCGAGCGGAAGAGUUUAGUAGAUCAUGGAUGGCUAGAAGUCUACCACGAAAUAUGCGUCGUCAGAUUCACGAAGCUGCACAACAAGCAGCGGCUGCAAACCGAGAAAGUGUGAUUGAAUUACCUGCUCGUAUGACCAAUAAUACCCCAGAGCAAAUCAUGUCUGUUAAUAUACCUGUUGUUGAACCCUCAACACCUCCUCCAUCAAGUUCUCGUUGGAACCGAAUGCGCUCUACCAUUUCUUCGUUUGGUCGUCGUUAA
Molecule: messenger RNA, 1623 nt
Organism: Mucor velutinosus
Lineage: Eukaryota; Fungi; Mucoromycota; Mucoromycetes; Mucorales; Mucoraceae
Product: Nucleolar Complex 2 protein
Exons: 6
Coding region: 1-1623 (540 amino acids)
Biological process (GO): ubiquitin-dependent protein catabolic process
Molecular function (GO): ubiquitin protein ligase activity
Source: RefSeq, a predicted model, not a curated record